Molecule: messenger RNA, 273 nt
Organism: Staurois parvus
Lineage: Eukaryota; Metazoa; Chordata; Amphibia; Anura; Ranidae
Source: the annotation of a GenBank genome assembly
GGGCGGACUGACCAUUUGAGCACUCAGGCACCGCCCGAGGGCCCGGGCUCAGUAGGUGGCCCCAUAAGAUGCCCCUGGUACCUUUCAUUGGCCUUUUCAUAGGCUUUUUUUUCGGUUUGGGCGAGGACACAGGGGCCCCAUGAUCCCCUAUUGCCCGGGGGCCCCAUGAAUUGUCAGUCCGCCCCUGAUUCCGCCCCUGGUCAGAUUGCUGUCUGUCAAUGCCCAUCAGUGCCACCUAUCAGUGCCCAUCACUGCAGCCUCAUUAGCGAACAU